Molecule: messenger RNA, 1149 nt
Organism: Dothidotthia symphoricarpi CBS 119687
Lineage: Eukaryota; Fungi; Ascomycota; Dothideomycetes; Pleosporales; Dothidotthiaceae
Product: Nucleotidylyl transferase
Exons: 2
Coding region: 1-1149 (382 amino acids)
Biological process (GO): pantothenate biosynthetic process
Molecular function (GO): pantoate-beta-alanine ligase activity
Source: RefSeq, a predicted model, not a curated record
AUGGCAUACCUCCGCUGCACAGCCGCUCCAAUCUUACGGCCAUGUUUGUCUUCGAGCUUCGCGCAUUCACUGAAACCUUAUGCUCUAAACAGUGGCAUUCGCUACCUCUCUAGCACUGCGACUCUCCGCAGCGCAACGAUCUCUCAAACGCAUAUCUUUAAUGAUGUAGCUCCAUUGCGAAAAUUUCGACGAGAGCUCCUUUUCAACAACCGUACGGUCGGCCUCGUACCUACCAUGGGGGCACUGCACGCUGGCCAUCUUUCUCUUGUCCGGCAAGCAGCUGCGGAGAACACAGACGUCUUCGUUACCGUCUACGUGAACCCCACACAAUUCGGCUUGAACGAGGACCUGGCAUCGUACCCAAAAACUUGGGAAGCAGACCUGGAAAUGCUGCACCAGCUGAACCAAGAACUGGCAAGCACAGGCCAGGGACGCGUGUCUGCUGUGUUUGCGCCGAGCACCAAAGUUAUGUAUCCCAUACUGCCUCCUGAUAGCGCCAUACCGGGUGCAGGAAGCUUUGUUGAGAUGCGACCGUUGGGUCAACUGCUUGAAGGCGCCUCAAGACCUGUCUUCUUCCGCGGUGUAGCGACAAUCUGCAUGAAAUUGUUCAACAUUUGCACACCCGACCGUGUUUACUUUGGUCAAAAAGACAUUCAGCAAACCGUCGUUAUAAAGAGGCUCGUCAAAGACUUUCAUCUAAACACGGACGUGCGAAUUGUCGCGACCUCACGAGAGUCAGAUGGUUUGGCGUUGUCUUCUCGUAAUGUCUAUCUUGGCGCCCGUCGACGCAAUGUGGGUAUUGUGCUCAACCAGGCACUGCGAAAGGCCGAGGCCCAGUACAAGGCUGGAAAAAGAUUACGGGGCGAUAUUCUGUGGCCAGCUGUUGAUCAUGGCGACAAGGUCCAACUCGAGCAGGAGACAAUGGAACCGAACGAACGCGUCAGGUUUCAAGUCGAUUACCUCAGUCUCGCGGACCCGGACACCAUGGAAGAAGUGGAUCAGGUCGAUGCAACCAAGGGCGCGAUUCUUAGUGGCGCGGUCAAGAUGCUGCCUGUUGAAGAGCCCCAAGAGGACGAGGAACUGGGCGUUGGUGGGGGUCAAAUUCCUGUCCGGUUGAUCGACAACCUAGUCUUAGACCCUGUUGAAUAA